UAAAAGCCUACUGGGAGGAGAGAGAGAGAGAGAGAGAGAGAGGGGGAGGGGAGUCUGUGAGACACAAAUACUCGAAACACACACUUAACAACACAGACACAGACACACCCAACAAAAGAAAGAGAGAGAAGCACUGGACACACAAACAAAAACCCAGAAUCUACACCCUCUCACUCCCUCACCUCAAUUAUUAUUUCUAUUUUUAUUCUAAUUAUUAUAUAUUAACUACUCUUACCCCCCCCAAUUUUCCACUUCUAACUAUCUAUUUCUGCUGCUGCUUCUUCAAGAACCAAAAAAAAAAAAAAAAAAAAAAAACAUAGAAAGAGAGAGAGAAAGAGAGAGAUCUUGUCCUCCUACAAACAAUGCUCACUUUGUAGCGGACAAGGUAAUCUCAAUCCCCAACAAUUCCACCAACUUUUUAUUAUUAUUUUUUUUUGUUUCUAAAAAUUAUUCCUCAAUUUUUCUCAUUAACGCUUCGAAUCCAAACUUCCCUUUUCCUCUUCCUUUUGAUCGGUACCUUACAAAACAAUUGCCUAUAAAGGUUUUUUUUUUUUUUUUUUUUUUUUUUUUUUUAAUUUUUUUAUUCUCACUUUUCCUUUUUUUAUUUAUUUAUAUUUUCCUAAAUUUCAAAUUUCUCAAUUUGCUUCACAGUAAGGAAAUUAGGGUUUUUAUUUUUUAUGGUUUAGGGUACUGAGAAUUUCUUCGUACUGAGAAGCGUGAAUGGUCUAGGGGUUUUGUGGUUGGAUCGUAACCAAGCAGUUGUGGAAUUUAGUAGUGAAUUAUUAAUGGAUUAGAGAUUUAGGGGAUUGGAGAGUUAUGGGCGAUCUUGGAUGGAAUCGAAAUUGUUAAAAUUUGAGACUAGUGCUACUGGGGGAGUUUUCAAGUUGGGAGAUUGCUUGGAAAUAAUCAUGCCCAUUGUUGCUCAGAGGAGCAUGGAAGAGGAUUGCACAUAUUGAAUUGUUGUUAAUAAAGACAGUGAUCCAAGACUUUUUUUUUUUUGGGGAAUGUGAUUUUUAUUUUGUUUUGCUGCUUUGUUGUUAUUUUUUCUGUUUUGUUUCGGAGAUUCAGGAUUUCUGGGUUCUGUUUUGCAGAGUUUGUGAUCUUCUCUUUGUAGGGGAAUGAUUUUGUUGUUGGGAUUUGCUUAUAAGGAGGAGGAGGUGAUGAUUCUGUAUUGGCUCAGAAGAAGAGGUUCUGAUUGCACUUCACUCUUUUCGUUUCUCAAGAAACCCUUUGGGUUAACAUAGAUAGUUUCAGCUCAAAUCAUUAUUCACCAAAGGCCAAAGGGGCUUUUUUCUUUUUCAUCAGUCAGUCUUUUGCCAUCUGGGUUUUGUUCUACUAGUUUAGUACAGUAUAUUAUUACAGUUGCUUUGAUUGAGUGGUUGCUGUGCCUGAGUGUAAUUUUCUCGAGUUACUUUCAGUGAUAUUUGCUUGACCUGUUUGUGCAUUUGAGCUAGAGGGGAAGAAAGGUUGGUGGGUUUCGAAACUGUGUAAGCUUAUGGAGGUAUAUUGAAGCUGGAAAUGAAUGUGGGGACAUGGUGCAUGGACAGAAGCAUAGUUGCUGGUUCGUUCCCCUUCUGGAACAGUGCUCCUGGAAAGUGAUUCCAACAUUUUUGCAUUUGGAAGGCGCUUGUGUAGUGUAUUGCUGGAUUUUGUGCAAUGUCGCGCUGCUUUCCGUUCCCACCACCAGGAUAUGAAAAGAAGGCACGGACAGAGGAUGUGGACUUACUAAAAAAGGAAAAGCACAGAGAAAAGAAGCAUAAAAAGGAGAAAAAAGACAAAGAGAAGAAGGAAGGCAGAGAGAAAAGAGAGAAAGAUAGAAGUGAUGGAAAGCAUACGGAAAAGAAAGACAAGAAGGAAAAACACAGAGAUAAAAAGAAGGAGAAGGAGAAGGAUAGGGUUAAAGAGAAAAACAGUGCCCCAGGUGAGAAGAGACUUCCAGGGCAAGCUGAGGGUUACUCUGGAGAAAAACUCAUUCAAAAUGAGGAAAUGGAUAAAGAUAAAAAUGGUAUUUCAAACAAAACAAGAUUUUCUGGGCACAAUGGAGAGAAACUCAGUGAGAGAAUCCAUCUGGCUGAGUUGGGCAGGAGGAUCAAAGAUGAUGACAGAGCGACCGAGAACAAGUUGGUUGAAAAUUUUACUUAUAUGGACCGGAAUGAGGAGAUGGUCAAAUUGGUGGCUAAAGGUACUGGCACUUGGGCUGAAGGUAAGGAUAAGACCAAGAGGGUUGAUGAUAGAAAGAUGGAUUUGCAAGGAAUCAAGGAGGCAAGAUUUGCUAAUUCGCUGGAUCAGAAUCCUGCUGCAUCUGUUCAAACUAGAGUUGAAGGAUUGCCUAGACCAUUUGAGAAAAAUAUUGAGAAAAGGAUGGAAGAGAAGGAGAAGACCAAAGAAAAGGAAGGAGAUGAUAAACAGGGGAAUAAACGCAAGGAUAAAGUUAGAGAGAAAAAGAGCCAAGGGAAGGAUAAGAACAGGGACAAAGAGAAGAAAAAGGAGGUGAAAGUUGAACAUAAGAACACGGGACACAAUAAAUUAAAAGAGGGCAACAAGAAUGACCUUUUAGGUAGCCAUUAUAUUAAAACCCCCCAACUUCUGGAGGGCAGCAACAAGAAUGCUGCUUCUGAGGAAAAUCUAAAGAAACGGAAGGAAGUUGAGACAAAUGGAGUUUUACAUGCCACUGAUGGUAGGCCUAAUAAGUUGGCAAGACCGACUUCCUCCAAUCAUUUAUCAGAAAAUGGAAGGAUGUUGGAACCUUGCCAAACUUCUAUCACCUAUGCGGAUAGGCAAGGAGCAGCCAGUAACCUUAAGGAACCCAAGCUAAAUGGCAUUAUAGAUCAGUCAUCUUCUGUCUCCUUGAAGAAGCCCAUGCUUGCCACUGCACAAGCUGAUCAAAUCACUGAAGCAUCAGCAAAACCACCCAAUCCGGAUUCCAAGUAUUUAAGCCAGGUAUGUACAGUACCCUCAUCUUCUGUCUCCUUGAAGAAGCCCAUGCUUGCCACUGCACAAGCUGAUCAAAUCGCUGAAGCAGCUGCAAAACCACCUCAUCCGGAUUCCAAGUAUUUAAGCCAGGUAUAUACAGUACCCAAGAUGGAUGAGCUGUCUGAUUAUGAUGACCAAGAAUGGCUGUUUAGCAGCAAUGGCUUCCAAUCAGAAAAGCCCAAGGUGGAAUCUUCAAAGGUUGAGGAGACACCACAGGUAUGGGCAGAAGCUCUGAGGAUAGAGUCAGCUGAUGUUUGUGCUCUGCCUUAUGUUAUUCCAUACUGAUUAAUUAUUAAUUAUUCAAAUGAGCUUGGCUCACACACCAAAUCCCCCCCCCCCCCCCCCCCCCCCCCCCCCCCCCUCUCACUCCACCUGAGCUUGGAAAUGCUUCAUAUGACCACACAUGGGGAAGGAACAGCAGCAUCUGGCCCUUGAGAUGGGAUUUCCAAUUUUUGUCGCUGCAUUUUCUUGUUAUUGCACUCUGUUGCAGGAAGCAUUGUAUGGGUGCCUGCCUUGUGAACUUGGUUGAAAUGCAUGUCACACGAAAUUGCCUGCUCCAGUGCAUCAUUGCAGGGCUAAGAUUUGGAGGGCGGCUUUUGCCUCAUGGCAUCGAAACUACUAAUUCAUUCAAAAUGGAAAUUUUCAUAAAGGCAACUUGGGGAGCUUGCAUAGAAAGGGAGAAGUAUAAGUUUGUGCAAUUCUAUUCUAUUUUCUUAGAGCUGAGAGGCUCUUCUAAUUGAGAAUGUAAGGGAAACUAGAUGUGGUCUUUGCAAUCCCACCACAAUUUUGAUUUGUAACAUAGAACUCUUAUUUACAAGAAAUGUAAAAUAGAAGCAAAAGAAAAGUAGUGGAAUUCAUUUA
Quercus robur (English oak) is the source of this 3834-nucleotide messenger RNA. RefSeq lists its product as uncharacterized. The record is from RefSeq and is a predicted model, not a curated record. NCBI's taxonomy places the organism in Eukaryota, Viridiplantae, Streptophyta, Magnoliopsida, Fagales, Fagaceae. Bases 1657 to 3258 code for a protein of 533 amino acids. The transcript has 3 exons.